This is a messenger RNA of Solea senegalensis (Senegalese sole), 6243 nucleotides long. RefSeq names its product unc-13 homolog A (C. elegans) (gene unc13a). Gene Ontology annotation, biological process: presynaptic dense core vesicle exocytosis; synaptic transmission, glutamatergic; synaptic vesicle maturation. Bases 473 to 5944 code for a protein of 1823 amino acids. Gene Ontology annotation, cellular component: plasma membrane; terminal bouton; presynaptic active zone cytoplasmic component. The record is from RefSeq and is a predicted model, not a curated record. The transcript has 45 exons. NCBI's taxonomy places the organism in Eukaryota, Metazoa, Chordata, Actinopteri, Pleuronectiformes, Soleidae. Gene Ontology annotation, molecular function: calmodulin binding; syntaxin-1 binding; calcium ion binding.
CCAUGAAGGAUUUUCUAUAUUUUAGCGAAAUGUGUUCAUUUCGAAAAUAUAGUGGGAGGGGCUUAUAAUCAUGUGUUUGAGCAUCGCAGCCCUCCUGCUCCACACCACCGCCGCCCUGACGUCACUGCCAGGAGCUGUCCACGCGGCGGUGGUGCUGAAGCUGAACAAGAUGGCUGUGUGAUGAGGAGCGGAGAGCCCAGAGAGGAGGCGGCAGAGGGGAAGUGUCUCACAUUUGGACAGACACACCAUUAACCAGGAGGAGAUAGAGACUGAGGUUUUCUCCACCCUCAAAGUGUCAAGACUUAUUUCUGAGCAGCGUGACGAGCCUCGCCAGGCCCCGUCCCCGGUCGACGACAGGCUUCUCCAUCUCCUUCCUACCAAGCUGCACAGCGAUUGCACAUAUUAGCCCAGUUAAAAAAAAAAAAAGGCGAAGUGAAGAAGCUGGACCCUGCACUAUAGGUGCAUAUAAGAGAUGUCAUUGCUGUGUGUUGGAGUGAAGAAAGGCAAGCUCGAUGGACCCCAAGAGAAAUUUAAUACAUACGUGACCCUGAAGGUGCAGAAUGUUAAGAGCACAACCAUUGCUGUGCGCGGCAGUCAGCCGUGCUGGGAGCAGGAUUUCAUGUUUGAAAUAAACCGCCUGGAUCUGGGCCUCACAGUGGAGGUCUGGAAUAAAGGGCUGAUCUGGGACACCAUGGUGGGCACCUUAUGGAUCCCCCUGCGUAACAUACGGCAGUCCAAUGAGGAGGGUCCUGGUCAGUGGCUGACCCUGGACUCUAAUGUGAUCAUGGCUGAAAAUGAAAUCUGUGGAACCAAAGACCCGACCUUUCACAGGCUGCUGCUUGACACCCGCUUUGAACUGCCACUAGACAUUCCAGAGGAAGAGGCCCGGUACUGGGCCAAGAAACUUGAACAACUUAAUGCCAUGAGAGAUCAAGAUUAUCAAGAGGAACAGGAGCGACCACUACAAGCACCAUCCACACAGUGCUGUAAUUGGAGUCUGUGGGGAGAUCAACAGAACGAGGACCCAGACAGUGCUGUCGACGACAGGGACAGCGAUUACCGCAGUGAGACCAGUAACAGCAUCCCACCUCCAUUCUACACCACCUCUCAACCCAACGCUUCCAUGCACCAGUACCCCAUGAGACACCAGCAGUACAGCCACUCCUAUGAUGACGAAAUCCACGAGCUGGACUAUGACCACAGAGCCAUAAGACACUAUGAUAGUUUAGACUCUGCCACCAACGGGCGCAGCGAUAUCGACUCAGGCUCAGGGUCAAGCCGGCGCACCAGUCGUCAGUAUUCACUAGACAGUAGGCAUUCACUGUCCGAUAGUCCCACAGAUAGUCGUUACGCCUCAUCGGGUGAGUUGAGUCGAGGCAGCUCUCAGCUCAGCGAAGAGUUUGUUCCCGAGGAUGGCGAGAGUUUGCGAGGUUCGGAGUUCUAUGAUGAAAACGACUCCUACCACUCCUGCCACUCCUCUGUCAGCUAUGGCAAAGAGGAUUCCCCGGACUGGGAUGGUGAAGGCAUCUACAGUGACGAGGGAGGCUAUCUCAAAGAUGGAGGGGAGGAGGGGGCACUGUAUGACGAAGAGGAGGGAGAGAUAUAUGGGGAGGAAAGAGAGUACAACUACGAAGAUGAGGAGGAGAUGCCAUAUGAGGGAGAGGAAGAUAUGUAUCCACUUGACAGCACACUCGGUGAAUUCCAGGAACCGACCUACACACCCACAAGCACUGCCGACACCUUGAUGCCACCUUCCGACAGUCAGUCAUCCUCCAGGCCCCCUCUGGAGAAGCAGGCAUCAUUGCAUCAGCAUCACCCUGCCCAUGAUCAGCUCCAGCCACCAAGCACUGCCCCUGGUCUAUCUACUGCCUCACAGGAUGACAUGUUACCCCCUUUCAGUUCAGACUCCACAAAAGCUCCCUUUGCACUGUUACAGCCAGAUAUAUCGACCACCGCUACAUCCACCCCUUCAACCACAAUACCAGUCCCAGCUCCAGACUCCAAGCACAUGGAGCCUGAGCGCAAAUCUGAGGCACCACUGGAGGAACCUCAACCCCCUGAGAAGCCUCCAGCAGCAGAGGGAGUUCCUCAGGCUCCUGAAGAGAAAACAAAGGAGCCUUUUGUCCCAAGCUUCCCAAGGAGAGAAAUAAUGGAGCCUGGUCCUGCCAGAGCCAAAGCUAACUGGCUUCGACUUUUCAGUCGAGUGCGGCUACAGCUGCAAGAGGCUCGAGGAGAAAGUGUCGGCAUCGCCUCUCUGCUUUUAUCAGCAGGAAUGGGCGGAGCUCUGUACAGCAUUGACAGCAUGCCAGACCUCAGGAAGAGGAAAGCUAUGCCCCUGGUCAGCGAUCUGGCUAUGUCUUUGGUUCAGAACUCCAGGAAGGCAGGCAUCACAUCAGCUCUGACUUCCAGCACCCUCCACAAUGAAGAACUGAAGAGUCACGUCUACAAGAAGACCCUUCAGGCGCUCAUAUAUCCCAUCUCCUGCACCACUCCACAUAAUUUUGAGGUGUGGACAGCCACCACCCCCACUUAUUGCUACGAGUGUGAGGGACUGCUGUGGGGUAUCGCUCGCCAGGGCAUGCGCUGCACAGAGUGUGGAGUCAAAUGCCACGAAAAGUGCCAAGAUUUACUCAACGCUGACUGUCUGCAAAGGGCAGCAGAGAAAAGCUCUAAACACGGUGCGGAGGACCGAACCCAGAACAUCAUCAUGGUUCUCAAAGACCGCAUGAAGAUCCGUGAGAGGAACAAACCAGAGAUAUUUGAGCUCAUUCAGGAAGUGUUCACCGUCCCCAAGUCCACCCACGUCACCCAGAUGAAGCAGAUCAAACAGAGCGUGCUCGAUGGCACCUCUAAAUGGUCGGCCAAGAUCAGCAUCACAGUGUUGUGUGCCCAGGGUCUACAAGCUAAGGAUAAAACUGGUUCCAGUGAUCCUUAUGUCACUGUCCAGGUGGGAAAGACCAAAAAGAGGACAAAGACCAUCUAUGGCAACCUUAAUCCUGUCUGGGAGGAGACAUUUAAUUUUGAGUGUCACAACUCCUCAGAUCGCAUCAAGGUGAGAGUGUGGGAUGAGGAUGAUGACAUUAAGUCACGAGUGAAACAGAAGUUCAAGCGGGAGUCCGACGAUUUCCUCGGUCAAACCAUCAUCGAGGUCCGCACUCUGAGCGGAGAGAUGGACGUCUGGUACAAUCUCGACAAGCGUACAGACAAAUCAGCUGUAUCUGGAGCUAUCCGCAUGCACAUUAAUGUAGAGAUCAAAGGAGAGGAAACAGUCGCCCCAUAUCACGUUCAGUACACCUGUUUGCAUGAGAACCUCUUCCACUAUGUGACGGACAUCCAGAACAACGGUGUGGUAAAAAUCCCUGAUGCUAAAGGGGAUGACGCAUGGAAAGUGUACUUUGAGGAGACUCCGCAGGAGAUUGUAGAUGAGUUCGCCAUGCGUUACGGAGUGGAGUCCAUCUACCAGGCAAUGACCCACUUUGCCUGUCUGUCAUCGAAGUACAUGUGCCCAGGUGUGCCUGCAGUAAUGAGCACCCUGCUGGCUAACAUCAAUGCCUACUAUGCCCACACCACGCAGGCAACUAACAACGUCUCUGCCUCUGACCGCUUUGCUGCAUCCAACUUCGGGAAAGAGCGAUUUGUCAAACUUCUAGAUCAGCUGCACAACUCUCUGAGGAUCGACCUGUCCAUGUACCGAAAUAACUUUCCAGCCAGCAGUCCAGAGAGGCUGCAGGACCUGAAAUCCACAGUGGACCUCCUCACCAGCAUCACCUUCUUUAGGAUGAAGGUCCAAGAACUCCAGUCUCCACCCAGGGCCAGUCAGGUCGUGAAAGACUGUGUCAAAGCCUGUCUCAACUCCACCUACGAGUACAUCUUUAAUAACUGCCAUGAGCUGUACAGCCGCGAGUAUCAGACAGACCCGGCCAAGCAGGGGGCUGUGCCUCCAGAGGAGCAGGGACCAAGCAUCAAAAAUCUGGACUUCUGGUCCAAACUCAUCACACUUAUUGUUUCCAUUAUCGAGGAGGACAAGAACUCCUACACGCCCUGCCUAAACCAAUUUCCACAGGAGCUGAACGUGGGUAAAAUCAGUGCAGAAGUGAUGUGGAACCUGUUUGCUCAGGAUAUGAAAUAUGCAAUGGAGGAGCAUGAAAAAAAUCGUUUGUGCAAGAGUGCAGAUUACAUGAACCUGCACUUCAAGGUCAAGUGGCUGUACAAUGAGUACUGCAAAGACCUGCCGUUCUUCAAGAGCCGAGUACCUGAAUAUCCUGCGUGGUUCGAGCCAUUUGUCAUCCAGUGGCUGGAUGAAAAUGAGGAAGUGUCUCGAGACUUUCUGCACGGUGCUCUGGAAAGGGACAAAAAAGAUGGGUUCCAGGUCACAUCAGAACAUGCUUUGUUCUCCUGCUCUGUGGUGGAUGUGUUUUCCCAGCUCAACCAGAGCUUUGAGAUCAUACGGAAGCUCGAGUGUCCAGAUCCACAGAUUGUAGGACACUACAUGAAGCGUUUUGCUAAGACCAUCAGCAAUGUACUUCUGUCCUAUGCUGAUAUAAUCUCUAGGUUGUUUGCCAACUAUGUCUCCAUGGAGAAAGUGCCCUGCAUCCUGAUCAACAACAUCCAACAGUUGAGAGUUCAGCUUGAGAAAAUGUUUGAAGCGAUGGGUGGAAAAGAUUUGUGUGUAGAGGCCAGCGACAUUCUGAAAGACCUGCAGAUUAAGCUCAACAAUGUUAUGGAUGAUCUCAGCAGGGUCUUUGCUGUCAGUUUCCAGCCUCAUAUUGAGGAAAAUGUGAAGCAGAUGGGAGACAUCCUGGCUCAGGUGAAAGGAACUUCAAAUGUGGGAAAUGCCAGCAGUGUGGCGCAGGAUGCUGACAAUGUCCUGCAGCCCAUCAUGGAAUUUUUGGACAGCAACCUGACUUUGUUUGCUAAGAUCUGUGAGAAGACUGUGCUGAAACGUGUGCUGAAGGAGUUGUGGAAGCUGGUGAUGAACACCAUGGAGAAGACCAUCGUGUUGCCACCACUCACAGACCAAACGAUGAUUGGGAGGCUGAAGAGUGCUUCUCACAGUGAUGGAACUCAGCUCAUCUUUAACGCUGCUAAGGAGCUCGGGCAGCUGUCCAAGCUAAAGGAGCACAUGGUUCGUGAAGAAGCCAAAGCACUCUCACCUAAGCAGUGUGCUGUGAUAGAGCUGGCUCUUGACACCAUCAAGCAAUACUUCCAUGCUGGUGGUGUGGGUCUGAAGAAGACCUUCCUGGAGAAGAGCCCUGACCUCCAGUCUCUGCACUAUGCCCUGUCCCUCUACACGCAGGCCACGGACAAACUGAUUAAGACUUUUGUUCAGUCACAAAAUGCACAAGUGUUCGGCGGGAAGGGGGUGAGGUUCACCACUAGUGAGGAUGUUUACCCAGACAAGGGCUCUGGGGUGGACGAUGCUGUGGGAGAGGUUUCCAUCCACGUGGAGGUUUUUACUCACCCUAACACUGGAGAGCACAAGGUCACAGUGAAAGUUGUGGCUGCCAAUGACCUGAGGUGGCAGACGCAGGGGAUUUUCCGGCCCUUUGUGGAGGUUUAUAUCAUCGGCCCUCACCUCAGUGAUAAAAAGAGGAAGUACGCCACCAAGUCAAAAAACAACAGCUGGGCUCCUAAAUACAACGAAACCUUUACUUUCACCCUGAGCAACGAGGUGGGCCCUGAGUGCUAUGAGCUGCAGGUGUGUGUGAAGGACUACUGCUUCGCCCGAGAGGACCGCACCGUGGGCAUGGCAGUCCUGCAGCUCAAAGACGUGGCCUCCAAAGGCAGCGCCGCCUGCUGGCUGCCACUGGGUAAACGCAUCCACAUGGACGAAACGGGCCUCACCGUCCUGCGCAUCCUCUCCCAGCGCAACAACGACGACGUGGCCAAGGAGUUCGUCAAGCUCAAGUCCGACCAACGCUCUGCCGAGGAGGGCCGCAGCUAAGAGGCUAAACAGAUUUACAAAACAAACUGAAUUGACAUGGCAAAAUCUGAUGUUGCCAACUACUGCCCUGGAGGUCUCCGAGCCUCUGCUAGUCACUGCCCCCAUGAUACAGUGUUGUAGAAGCACAGUCACAGUACAUACAGAAGAAAGACGUAGUGCUCAGCAAAGCAUCACUUUAAUUUUUAUCAAAAACAAACAAACACCAGUGUCUUUAUUGUUACAGAUUAUGAAGAACAGUACAUACUCUUUAAUGAUAUAUAUAUAUAUAUAUAUAUAUGAUAUACAUAUAUAUAUAUGUU